This is a messenger RNA of Oncorhynchus nerka (sockeye salmon), 3735 nucleotides long. RefSeq lists its product as uncharacterized. The record is from RefSeq and is a predicted model, not a curated record. The coding region runs from base 91 to 1554 and encodes 487 amino acids. Lineage: Eukaryota; Metazoa; Chordata; Actinopteri; Salmoniformes; Salmonidae. The transcript is spliced from 13 exons.
CGUGUGUUGACGCGCGGUAUCCCCUGACAACCGUCUGGGGAAAACAGGAAUCUUUUCUCUUCACCUCUGGGCAGACAGACGCGGCCAGCCAUGUCUACCAGGGCUACCGACCCUAACAAGCCUCGGAUGCUGAGGGUAUCUGACGCACGCCGGGCGCUCCAGAGCCUUCUCCUGGGGGCAGAGAUGGCUCACAAGGCUGACAUCCAAACAUACAGCUGUGGCCACCUGAGCCCUUACGCCCUGAGCCAGAACCAGCCCCACCGGAGGAGGACAGAGGAACCAAUCUGGGAGAUGUCUGAGGUCCAGGACAGAGAGAAGGGUGAGGAGGAAGGCCUGAGUCCCUGUCCUUUUACGCAACGCCUCCAGAGACAAACCAAGAUGGCCGCCAACAUCGAGAAGAUGACGGAAGCCAUGUUUGACUUCACUGUCGCCAAGGGGCUAAAACCUACAGUCUUGAAGCCUGGGCAGCAUGAGAGCCUUACUGGCACACAGAGAGGAACGAAGGGAGAGGAAGGAGAAGAAAGAGAGAGGAGGAGGAAAACAAGGCUCAAGAUGGUUCUGGACACCUCUGAGCUCUUCCUGGUCAAACCCAGCAUAGCAUCACAGACAAAACCUCCUGGAGGUGUUGAGGGGAACCAGGACAGGUACUGGUUCACUCAGUCUCACCUGGGGGGCCUGACUAAGAAGGACCAGAUGAGGAUGAUGAGACACUUUGACAGACGGGUGUUGAGGAAGCAGGACCUCAGGGACAGGAACUGGAUCAGCGGGAACAAGGCUGCUGAGGUCUACGAGUGGAAGCUAGAGAAGGAGCUGAGGAGGCUGUCAGACCAGAGCUGUCCCAGUAGAGACCGCCUGGGGGUGUUCAGUGACGUCUUCAACAACGUCUGUGAAGGCUCGCCAGUAUUCAGAGACAUCCUCAGGGAAAUCAAGACAGACUAUGAUCUGUACCUCAACUCUAUUCUGGACUCCCAGACAUCUCUCGAGGACUUGUCUGAGCUGGCUCUGCUGGGUGGUCUGGCCAUUGUAGGGGCAGAGGAUCUGGAGGAAGCUGGCAACGAGGUGUCCAAGCUGGGAGAGGAGGCGCAGAGGGCCCUGGAGGAGAAUGACAGAGUCAGGAAUCAGUUUCAGAACCUACGUGACAGAGUCAUGGAAAUCCCAGAUGAUGAAGGGCUCCAUAAGGAGGCCACUCUGCCAGGGCUGUUGAGGCCAGGUGAAGGGCCGAUCUCCUUUAUAGAUCGUGUCCAGCCUAAGAGACGUCAGGUGUGGAUAAUGUGGGAGGAGGUCCAGCUGCUGCAGAAGGAACUCAAGGAGAAGAUGGUGUCCAUCAUCACCACAGGAGCUACAGAGAGAUGCAUCAGAGACUCUAAGGGAGAGAUCAUGAGACUACUGGCCUCAAAUGAACGCUUCAGAAACACCAACAAGGAUCUGGAAAGCAACCUCAACAUGAUCCUGAACAGAGUGACAACAAGCGAGGAUGUGAAAGCGGAGGUGUGGGACAAAAUAUGGACAGCCCUGCGACACGAGGACGAUAGAACACAACCUCUAGUAAAUUAGUAGCGUUUGGAACAGUACCUCUUUUUGUCCACUAGGGGGUAGUGUUUAACAAGCUGACCUGAAGGUCAUUACUAGAUAUUAUGGACGGGAUGAUUACUCAUUCGCCAAGCCUCACAUCAUUUUUAAUCAUUGUUAUUCGAGCUGACAUUAAAAUAUCUCCGAUGGUAACAGAAGUACGAUGGCAUUAGUUACAACAGCAACAACCACACUGUAUGUAGUCCUCACAAGAGUCAAUUGUGCUGUAGCGACAUCAUUGAAAUAUCUUAUUUGACUUAUCAGACUAUUUAAUAGUCUUUUAACAAUAAAGAUAUAAUUGAGGAUGUGGUUAAAUGUGGUGAUGAUUAUAGUAAAUAUGGCUUUGAUGUCAUACAAGCAAACCAUACAACCGCCGAUCCAACGUGAUUUGAUUUGACUAUUUAUCCUUUUACUAUAUAAUCUGAGUCCAAUCCCUUGGCUGUCCACAUCCUACCAGUCCAGACGUGUCCACGUCAUCACACCUAUCAUCACCUGCAGUCUACUGCUGUGCACAAAUACACACAGAUCAAUCUUCUCCACAUAGGCAGUAUAUACUGUUCUGUUGCUAAAGGUCUGCUAUCUGAUAUUCAUUCUGUCACAAAAGAUUGUAGAUUCUAGACCAGGGCACUCCAGCCCUGUUCCUGGAGAGAGAUCCUCCUGUAGGUUUUAACUCCAGCCCUGUUCCUGGAGAGAGAUCCUCCUGUAGGUUUUAACUCCAACCCUGUUCCUGGAGAGAGACCCUCCUGUAGGUUUUAACUCCAGCCCUGUUCCUGGAGAGAGACCCUCCUGUAGGUUUUAACUCCAACCCUGUUCCUGGAGAGAGACCCUCCUGUAGGUUUGAACUACAACCCUGUUCCUGGAGAGACCCUCCUGUAGGUUUUAACUCAAACCCUGUUCCUGGAGAGACACUCCUGUAGUAGGUUUUAACUCCAACCCUGUUCCUGGAGAGACCCUCCUGUAGGUUUUAACUCCAGCCCUGUUCCUGGAGAGACCCUCCUGUAGGUUUUAACUCCAACCCUGUUCCUGGAGAGAGACCCUCCUGUAGGUUUUAACUCCAACCCUGUUCCUGGAGAGAAACCCUCCUGUAGGUUUUAACUCCAACCCUGUUCCUGGAGAGACACUCCUGUAGGUUUUAACUCCAACCCUGUUCCUGGAGAGAUACCCUCCUGUAGGUUUUAACUCCAACCCUGUUCCUGGAGAGAGACCCUCCUGUAGGUUUUAACUCCAACCCUGUUCCUGGAGAGAGAUCCUCCUGUAGGUUUUAACUCCAACCCUGUUCCUGGAGAGAGACCCUCCUGUAGUAGGUUUUAACUCCAACCCUGUUCCUGGAGAGAGACCCUCCUGUAGGUUUUAACUCCAACCCUGUUCCUGGAGAGAGACCCUCCUGUAGGUUUUAACUCCAACCCUGUUCCUGGAGAGAGACCCUCCUGUAGGUUUGAACUACAACCCUGUUCCUGGAGAGACCCUCCUGUAGGUUUUAACUCAAACCCUGUUCCUGGAGAGACACUCCUGUAGUAGGUUUUAACUCCAACCCUGUUCCUGGAGAGACCCUCCUGUAGGUUUUAACUCCAGCCCUGUUCCUGGAGAGACCCUCCUGUAGGUUUUAACUCCAACCCUGUUCCUGGAGAGAGACCCUCCUGUAGGUUUUAACUCCAACCCUGUUCCUGGAGAGAAACCCUCCUGUAGGUUUUAACUCCAACCCUGUUCCUGGAGAGACACUCCUGUAGGUUUUAACUCCAACCCUGUUCCUGGAGAGAUACCCUCCUGUAGGUUUUAACUCCAACCCUGUUCCUGGAGAGAGACCCUCCUGUAGGUUUUAACUCCAACCCUGUUCCUGGAGAGAGACCCUCCUGUAGGUUUUAACUCCAACCCUGUUCCUGGAGAGGGAUCCUCCUGUAGGUUUUAACUCCAACCCUGUUCCUGGAGAGAGACCCUCCUGUAGUAGGUUUUAACUCCAACCCUGUUCCUGGAGAGAGACCCUCCUGUAGGUUUUAACUCCAACCCUGUUCCUGGAGAGAGACCCUCCUGUAGGUUUUAACUCCAACCCUGUUCCUGGAGAGAGACCCUCCUGUAGGUUUUAACUCCAACCCUGUUCCUGGAGAGAGACCCUCCUGUAGGUUUUAACUCCAUGUCAUUUAAACAAAAUAAUAAAAUGUGAUGUGAUGA